This is a messenger RNA of Lacerta agilis (Sand lizard), 4739 nucleotides long. RefSeq names its product calcium voltage-gated channel auxiliary subunit beta 1 (gene CACNB1). Bases 471 to 2051 code for a protein of 526 amino acids. Gene Ontology annotation, cellular component: voltage-gated calcium channel complex. Gene Ontology annotation, biological process: calcium ion transmembrane transport; chemical synaptic transmission; regulation of voltage-gated calcium channel activity. The transcript is spliced from 14 exons. The record is from RefSeq and is a predicted model, not a curated record. NCBI's taxonomy places the organism in Eukaryota, Metazoa, Chordata, Lepidosauria, Squamata, Lacertidae. Gene Ontology annotation, molecular function: high voltage-gated calcium channel activity; protein binding.
AGGUAGAUCUCGAUAGGAUGUCGGUGCGCGGGGUGGGGGUGUGGCUGGCUGGCAGCCAGUGCCAAGCAGAGUCUCCAUCUUCGCUCUCCCUCCCUCCCCGCCAUCUGCUCGGCCGCACUUUGGCUCAGACCACACCCACCCGCUCCUUUCUUCCCCCGGGGGAGCGGGAGGCAGCAGCCAGCCAGCCAGCCCUCGCCAGUUGCCAGGAAGCCGUCCGUCGGCGAUGCCCUCUGAUUGGAACGCUGCGCUCAUCCAUCAGGGCGGCCGGCGGAGGGUGCCUGCUCGCUCCUCGCCGCGUCUCGGACCAGGAGGGGCCAUGCCGAGACUACGGGCUUAGCGGGUGGGGGUGGGUGGCGGCAGGGGGAGGAGGAAGAGGCUGGCUUUCUUGGCAGGCGAAAGGCGCGCCCAGCCACCUCCGGCUUCCACCAUGAGUCCGGCGUGAGCGCAGCCGAGGGCGCACGGACAUCUCCAUGGUGCAGGACGGCGGCAUGUCACGCACACCUUACAGCUCCAGCCAAGACAUCCAGAUGGAGGUCUUGGACAACCCGGGCCUCCAGGGGAAAUAUAGCAAAAGGAAGAAUCGCUUCAAACGCUCUGAUGGCAGCACCUCAUCUGACACGACUUCAAACAGUUUCGUCAGGCAGGGUUCUGCUGAGUCCUACACCAGCCGGCCCUCUGAUUCCGAUGUGUCGUUGGAGGAAGAUCGCGAGGCCCUGCGCAAGGAGGCAGAACGCCAAGCCCUAGCACAGCUGGAGAAGGCAAAGACCAAACCAGUGGCAUUUGCUGUGAGAACGAACGUGGGCUACAAUCCAUCUCCCAAUGAUGAUGUGCCGGUCCAAGGCCUGUCUAUUUCCUUUGAACCCAAAGACUUCCUUCAUAUCAAAGAGAAAUACAACAAUGACUGGUGGAUCGGACGCCUGGUCAAAGAAGGCUGCGAGGUCGGCUUCAUCCCCAGCCCCGUCAAGCUGGAGAACAUGCGGAUGCUACAGGAGCAAAAGAUGAGGCAGCACCGACUCAGCUCCAGCAAAUCAGGAGACAACUCCACCUCCAGCCUGGGAGAUGUGGUGACUGGCCCCCGGAGACCCACCCCGCCUGCCACUGGUACCUUGGACAUGACAAACUUAGUUUAUGACCCAGACGCCCUUGACUUAGAGGAGGAGGAGGAGGCCACCGAGGAGAACCAUCGAACCCCCAAGACUAGUGUUAGCAGCGUCACCACGCCCCCCUCCACCACCAAGCGCCGCCCCUUCUUUAAGAAGGCGGAGCAUGUGCCACCCUAUGAUGUGGUUCCUUCCAUGCGGCCCAUCAUUCUUGUAGGCCCAUCCUUGAAAGGGUAUGAGGUGACGGACAUGAUGCAGAAAGCUUUGUUUGAUUUCCUGAAACGCCGAUUCGAUGGCAGAAUAUCCAUCACACGUGUGACAGCUGAUAUCUCCUUGGCCAAGCGCUCGGUCCUCAACAACCCCAGCAAACACACCAUCAUCGAACGCUCCAGCACCCGCUCUAGCCUGGCUGAAGUGCAGAGUGAGAUCGAGCGCAUCUUUGAGCUGGCCCGCACCCUGCAGCUGGUAGCUCUGGAUGCAGACACCAUCAAUCACCCGGCUCAACUGUCCAAGACCUCAUUAGCGCCAAUUAUCGUCUAUAUCAAGAUAUCCUCCCCCAAGGUGCUGCAGAGACUGGUGAAAUCGAGAGGUAAAUCCCAAGCCAAGCACCUGAAUGUGCAGAUGGUGGCAUCAGACAAAUUGGCGCAGUGCCCCCCUGAGAUGUUUGACAUUAUCUUGGACGAGAACCAGUUGGAAGAUGCCUGUGAACACCUGUCUGAGUACCUCGAAGCCUAUUGGAAGGCCACGCACCCUCCCAGCAGCAACCCACCCAAUCCGCUGCUGACCCGCACCAUGGCGACGGCUGCCUUGGCUGCCAGCCCCGCCCCAGUCUCCAACCUCCAGGUACAAGUGCUGACCUCGCUCAAGCGCAACCUGGGGUUCUGGGGCGCGAGGGGCAGCCUGGACCAGGGGCUGAGCGGAGCUGUCCGGGUGGAGGAGCACGAGCUGUAGCUUUCGGGGGAACCCGAGGUAGUUGUUCGGAAAUGAAGAAACGAGCACAGGGAAGCCUUGCUAACGAGGGCUCCCCCUUACCUACAAAGGACUUGUCAGUGCUGCUGUUCAGUCAAGGCGAUCUCUCUCUUUCGCCUCCCUGCCCCUUCUCCGAAGCUGUCCUGCUAAAGUACACACACAAAGACCCCUUUCCCCUCGCAAUCUGACUUUGAUUAAAGGAUGACCUCAGCAAGUCACCAGCACAUCUCUCCCGCCCUACACCCCGCCGUCUCUUAUCCUUUGAGCAAUGCUUCCUGGGGACAUCAAAGAAGCAUCUCAGCUAGGAAAAGUGGGUUUGUUGUUUAGGGCAGGUUCUGUGGGCUGCUCUGAACCAGAUCUAAAAUGGCAUCACAAAGGAAGGGUUUUCCUCUACCUGCUCAUGGGAAAGAAGUCAGUUGGCUUUCCAGUGUGCCACGUGAAUGCAGAGCCUGGUUUUCAGCAGGGGCAGGUCCAUUAUGCUGCCGAGUUGCCCUCAAAGACCCGUUUUGUCCCUGCACGUAGUGCCUUCCCCCCUCCAUCUGCCACACGCUCUUUGUUCCGUUCUCUUAACACACAGGGUGAAUUUGGGCAGCUGCUUCCCAAUCCACUUUUCUAACAAGCAGUGAUUUCCGGUCACCAAGUGGCAGGAACGCACUGGUCUAAAGGGAUCUGUAAGGUCACGGGGUUUGUACGGGGCCCCACUUUGGAUAAUCUGGCAGGAGCACCAAGUCUAUGACCUUAUGGAUCCCUUUCACAAUAACCAUGGUCUGCUGAGUUUCUGCCACCUAGUGACAGGAAGUCAUGUUUCUUGGGAGGCUGGGGAGCAGUUGUGGCUGCAGUAGAUCGCAUCGGUGGUAAUACCUCAUCAAGUUAACCUUGUCCACUUGAUUCCCGUGCCCUCAGUGCAAAGCAUUUACUGGCAGGCAAAACCAUAUUGUCAGAAUCUCACCUCCAGAGCUGGGUGACUUUUUACAUUGACAGUGCCCCGCAUCGUUGCCUAAGCCUAGGCCAAGUCAAGGACCGAUUGCCAAGCAUAGCAAGCUGAACAGAGCUCCAUCAAACUCAUCUCUCUUGUGAGCUAAAAAGAAGAAGAAGAAGUCUGCAUUGAGUAGAAAUAGAUUUAUUACUGCAGAAUCCACUUUUUUGCUUGGGUGGCAUGAUGCCUGCCCAUCGUUCUAAUGUGAAUUUGGACAUGCUUCAAAUGCAUGUUUGGGUGUAUGAUGGGAAACCCCAUGCUGUGUCACAUUUUUAAAAAGAAAAAGGCAAACCCUGAAGUGGUUAAACAGAAGUGACCACCAUUCCCCCAAAGGUGUUUAGCUAUCAAUAAGUUUACCACCUUCACAUCUGGCUCCCAGGGCUGUUUUAUUGCAUGGUGUGGUAAGUGACUGCUGUUGCUGCUGCUGCUUUUACAUAUAAAUAACAGAAGGUGGUCCAGCUGAUCAGCACAGGUGGUUCUGUAUGUGUUCUGUGUGAUGCUAACUCUCUAUCUUUUUAUGUCUUAACUAACUGAUGAGUUCUCAAACAGGCUGAUGAUGAGCCUCUCUCUAACAUGGUGCAAAGCAGUUAACCAUGGGAAGCCCCAAUUUCUAUAGGUGAAGGUGAAGGGGUAGCUUGAGAUGCAAGUUGCCACCUCUUGAAACCAUAUUUUGCUGCAGGGAUGGGAAACCUGAUGUUGUUGGACUCCAAAUCCCAUCAGCCCCAGCCAGCACAGCCAGUGCCCAGGGAUGAUGGGAGUUGUAGUCCAGCAACAUCUGGAGAGCCCCAGGCCCCCCAUCCCUGCUCUAUUCUAUACAUUGUGCUCUGCAUCACCCAUAGAAUGCCGUGCCCAAAGAGCAAUUUCAGACAAAUGUCGCAGAUCACCAUUAUGAAGAUCUCUGCCUGGAACUGUUCAUUUCGCAUUUGAAGCCAAAACCUUCCGAAACAAUUCGAGAACCGAAACGCAGCCAGCCUUCAAGAUUCACACUUGCACAAAUCUGGCAAUGCAGUCCUGCACUUGAACAAAGAUUGCAAAAAUGUGUGCAUUAGGGGGACAUGUGCACAAUAUAUUAGUGAAAAUAACAUAGUAAAAUGCAUUCUGUUAGGAGAAAUUGCUUACAACGAUGUGUCCAUUAAUCUAAACUCUACCAAAAAAGGGGGGGGGGGUUUAUUAGGAGAAAUUUGCACCAACCUGUUGGAGAAGUUUUAUGAAGAUUAAGAAAAAACCAACAACCUUCAAAUGGCUGUAGAAAUGUAGAGAUCUGAAUUUGAGAUGGGGGAAAGUGAGGAGCUGAAACCAACAGAUCUUUCCAUCCCCAUCUGUGAGGGAUGUAAAAUCCAUGCUUUUUUGUUUUCGUUUUUGACCUGCUUAACUACCAGGUCCAGAGAAAUCACCUGUCUUUGCAGGGGAAAUUCCCCCUUAGAUUUCAUGAGGUUUGCCAGGCCAGAGUUUGAGAGCCCCUUGUGCUAACCUGUUUUGGGGCGCUGCUGCUGCUGCUGCUGCUGUGUCAUGGCCGCACUAACUCUCGUCUCCUUUCUCCCUUUCUCGUGCAUGGUGUGUGGUGAAUGCCUCUUUCCACCAGGGACCCUACUUAGUGCAUGGGGAGGAGCCGCUCGACCCAGAGCACACCAGCCUGCACGACUAUGCGGGGCAGCCGGCUGGGCACGGCCAGAUCCGCGCCGCGCCGCCCCCCU